Hypoxylon trugodes is the source of this 3282-nucleotide messenger RNA. RefSeq lists its product as uncharacterized. Gene Ontology annotation, cellular component: endoplasmic reticulum membrane. The transcript has a single exon. NCBI's taxonomy places the organism in Eukaryota, Fungi, Ascomycota, Sordariomycetes, Xylariales, Hypoxylaceae. Gene Ontology annotation, biological process: phospholipid biosynthetic process. The coding region runs from base 615 to 2870 and encodes 751 amino acids. Gene Ontology annotation, molecular function: glycerol-3-phosphate O-acyltransferase activity; glycerone-phosphate O-acyltransferase activity. The record is from RefSeq and is a predicted model, not a curated record.
GUUGUUUCCAGCGUAUCUUCUUAAUUUACAGGGGUAUAUACUCCCCACUCCCCACGCGCUGUGGCUGCACUUUCCAUGCGUUGUAUGCUUGAUUUUUGGCCUGUGAUUGACGAGUUUUUUUUUUAUUCCUCCUUCCCUGUCUGUUCCGCGUGAAGAUCUACAUACCCUACCACUUCAGUUUUCUUCUUAAUUCAUCAUCUCCAACAAUGACGCUGGUCGCAGCUCGCGUGCUGAACCACUGAUAUUUCGCUGUUCUGUUUAUUAGCUGUCUAGAAGCCAGACUUUUCCAUACGAAAAAAGCAACUAAUACGACGUGCUUUUUUAGAAAGUACAUAACUUACUUUAGAUAGGCGAUCUCCGUUCGUUUUUUAUCAGAUUUUCCGACCCUCUAGAACGUGAACGUUUUCGAGUCCGUCCGCAAGUCCGCGCGCCACGCGAAACCCCGCAACACCCGUUCAAUUUGCUUGGAUAGAUGGAUAGUUCUCGUCUUUAUCACCACUGCGAAUAGAUAUUUACGGCAUAUAGCAUAUGGUUUAGGCAUUAUCGCGAGAUUCUCUUUUCUGUGUUAGGUUUUCAUCCCACCCUUAUUAAUAGAAUCCGGCAUUUUCGCAACUAUGGCGGACGGUAAACCCGCUGAGGAGGCACAGCCUCCGGUCGUCGUACCGAAAUCGAAACCUACGAAAGUGAAAGAGUUAUAUCCAAUGUCGGAUUGGAAGUACGAUCUCUUCUUACAUACCUUCUCCGUCCUCGUAGACCUGUUCUUCCGAGAAGUCCACCCACGAGGCGCAUGGCGAAUUCCGAGAACAGGACCUAUCCUAUUUGUCGCGGCGCCGCAUGCGAACCAGUUCGUCGACGCCCUAGUCCUACAGCGAACCUUGAAGAACGAAGCGCAACGACGUCUCGGUCUCUUGAUCGCUGAGAAAUCUGUACACGGUUUUAUUGGGUGGGGGUCUCGGCAAACUGGUUCUGUUCCGGUCGGCCGGGCUCAGGAUAAGGCGAAACCCGCGACAGGUCUCAUCUACCUUCCCGACCCCAUCAAUGACCCAACUCUAAUUCGGGGUGUGGGUACGAACUUCGAGAAGGAAGCUGAGGUUGGUGGUAUGAUAUUCUUGCCUUCCGUGAAGGGAGAGUCGGGUAGUUCAGUCGAUAUUUCCAAGAUCAUUGGACCCGAGGAAGUCCGAAUCAAGCGACCACUCAAGGGAAAGCUCCCUAUGCGACAACUUACCGGUCGAGACGACAUCGACGAGAAGGGGAACUUUACUAAUAAGGACCUCAAGGGAAUAAAGGAUGGCUAUGAAGGUACUAAGUUUAAGCUGGCCCCUCAUAUUGACCAGACCGAAGUUUACAAGGCUGUUUUCAGCCGUCUAAGGGCAGGCGGUUGUAUUGGUAUUUUUCCCGAAGGAGGCAGCCACGACAGAACAGAACUGCUGCCCCUGAAGGCUGGUGUCGCUAUCAUGGCUUUGGGUGCCCUAGCUGAAGACCCCGAUUGUGGAUUACAGAUUGUCCCUGUCGGAAUGAACUACUUCCAUGCUCACAAGUUUCGAUCACGGGCCGUUGUUGAGUUUGGAGCUCCUUUCCAAAUCCCAAGAGAUCUGGUAGAGAAGUACAAAAAUAACGAGAGAAGAGAUGCGAUUGGGCAGACCCUUGACAUGGUUCACCAGGCCUUGAGCGCCGUCACGGUGUCCGCCCCCGAUUACGAUACCCUAAUGUGCAUUCAAGGCGCUAGGAGGCUUUACAACACCGGAAGGAAACUACCAUUACCAAUGGUGGUUGAGCUCAACAGAAGGCUAGCUGUGGGCUUCUCUAAAUACAGGGACGACCCGCGCAUUAUUGACUUGAUGAAUAACGUUAGGGACUACAACAAGCAACUUCGCUAUCUGAAUAUUAAAGAUCACCAAGUCGCUUACGCCAAGAUGACUCUUCCGACGGUCAUCUUCACCCUUCUAUACCGAGUAAUCAAGCUCAUUCUCCUCUCCAUUGGUGUGAUCCCUGGCCUUUUCCUAUUUGCUCCAGUGUUCGCCGCUUCUAAGAUUAUAAGCCGUAAGAAGGCGAAGGAAGCCCUGGCAGGUUCAUCGGUCAAGAUUCAGGGUCGCGACGUUAUGGCGACAUGGAAAUUGCUCGUCGCUAUGGCUUUUGCACCCGUUCUAUACAAUCUAUAUUCCAUCCUACUCGCAUUCAAAGUUUACCAAGACCAUCUAUGGGGCUACGUUCCACAAUGGGUACCAUUCUGGCUAGUCUUCAUUGCCGGAUGGAUCGUCUUCCCUGCCAUCACAUUUGGCGCAUUACGAUUUGGUGAGGUUGGGAUGGAUAUCUUCAAGUCGCUCAGACCGCUAGUCUUGUGCAUUAGCCCAAAAUCCAGCUAUAGUAUCCACAAGCUACGAGAGCGGAGGGCAGAAUUAUCUAAGAAGGUCGUUAAGGUCAUCAACGACCUUGGCCCCGACAUGUAUGAGGAUUUCGAACAUACUCGCCUCAUUGCCGAUCCGUCCCGCGCUGACGGCGCACUCAGCUCGCCAAAGGAAGCAGGAAUACCAGAGAGAACCGAACCGACGCCACCAGAGUCGCCGCAUCUAUCGAGAAAGAACACGACAUUAUCCAGCCGUGCGAUCCCGCGCAACGAGUCCUUCAGCAACAUUGGUGCCAUUGGCAUGUUUGCCACGCGCCCGCCUUCCCGGUCUAGAAGUCGGAGCAGCAGCAGCGGAGGCGGCUUCGGAUCCGGCGGAUUCCCGGUUUCCGGGUUUACGGCGCUGGAUACGAGCGAGGGGUUCAAUGAGGCGAGUAACAAGAUUCGCGCAGCGAUGCGCCAAAGAGGACAAUUAAGGAGGAGGAAGAGUGGAUUAUCAUCAGAUGGUGACGCGAGUGAAGGGGCGUGAAGAUUGGGGCUAAUGAAAAUAGGGGAUAAUGGGAGGGGAAAAGGGGGAUACGGAUCGAAUCAAUCAUGGUGGUUUAUGCAUGCAUGUAUGUUUUGGAUUCGGAGUUGACUGACUUUGACUUGAGUUAUCGAUCAUCAUAAUAUAAUCGUGUUAACCUUUCGGGGAGAGGGAGGUGUAACGUGGGAUCGGGGUGUCUAAUGGCGGUUCCUGAUCAUUCGCAAUGGUUCAUAAUCGCUUACCUAGGUAUAAGUGUUUGCUAUUUGGGCUUUGAGAUGUGAUACGAACAUAGUCUAGAUAUAUGGGUUUAUGGGUGGCAUUAUGUAUCGUUUAUCUAGAAUAUCCCAUUUUGUACAAGACUUUAGUUUCUUCAGAUUUUCAGACAUGCAGCCACAUAAUCUAUUCGGUGCUAUCA